Molecule: messenger RNA, 968 nt
Organism: Mercenaria mercenaria
Lineage: Eukaryota; Metazoa; Mollusca; Bivalvia; Venerida; Veneridae
Product: transforming growth factor-beta-induced protein ig-h3-like
Exons: 1
Coding region: 83-967 (294 amino acids)
Source: RefSeq, a predicted model, not a curated record
AUAGAUAUGUAUAAAAAGAGAUUAAAUUGAGGUAAGACUUCAGUUUUUUAUUAUUUACAGUAAAAUAAUACACCUCUGAAACAUGAAAGUGUUGGGAAUUAUUUACUUGUGCAUAGCUAGUGUCGUCUGUCAGACGACAGUGGAGCGUUUAGUGGCAGACGGGAGAUUCACGACGCUAGUCAGCUACGUCACUAAGGCGGGACUUGUCGGCACACUUAACAAUGGUACAUUCACCAUCUUUGCUCCGACUGAUGCAGCUUUCAAUAAGCUCGAUGCAGCCACCAAAACAGCACUUGAGAACGACAACUCCCUGCUUAAAGACGCUCUACUGUACCACGUCAUUUCCGGAAACGUACCGAGUUCAGCAGCGUCGAAUGAACUUAAAAUAACAAUGGCAAACGGCAAAGAUGCGCGCAUCAAUAUCUAUUCUCACAGCGGCAACAACGUCGUCACCAUCCAGGGCAACGUUAUUUCUCAGUUUGAUUUGAAUGCCAGCAACGGGAUAAUUCACGUUAUUGACAGCGUCAUGUUGGCUCCUACAGGAGACAUAGUAGACUACGUUUCGGGUAAUUCUGAACUCUCCACUCUUCUCAGUCUGGUCGUGCAAGCCAAUCUCACUACUGCACUUAAAGGGGAUGCUCUUACCCUUUUUGCUCCAUCUAACGCUGCGUUUGCAAAGCUUUCACAAGCACAGGUCAAUGAUAUCACAGGGAACGCGGCAAAACUUGCGGCAGUGUUAACGUAUCAUGUUGUAGGCAGUACGCAGUAUUCUGCUGGACUAUAUCAAAAGGAACAUCUAUCCCCGCUUAACUCCAACGACGAUCUUGUUAUCCACUUCACACACCAUCACACGGACGUGAAGGUAGAAAAUGCCCUCGUGACGUCACCAGAUAUAGGCGUAGCCAACGGCGUUGUACACAUCGUUGAUCACGUACUCAUUCCACAUGCAGAUCCAAUCGUUGGUUGAU